This is a messenger RNA of Staurois parvus, 393 nucleotides long. The record is from the annotation of a GenBank genome assembly. NCBI's taxonomy places the organism in Eukaryota, Metazoa, Chordata, Amphibia, Anura, Ranidae.
GUCACCAGGCAUCAGGUCAUUUGGCUCGACAGCGGGCACCGCGUCAUCUGGCAAGGCAGUGGGCUCCGAGUCAACAGGCACGACAGUGGGCACCGGGUCAUCAGGUACCGGAUUGUCUGGCUCGACAGCGAGCACUGGGUCACCAGGCAUGACAGCGGGCACUGGGUCACCAGGCAUCAGGUAAUUUGGCUCGCCAGCGGGCACCGCGUCAUCUGGCAAGGCAGUGGGCACCGAGUCACCAGGUACCGGAUCAUCUGGAUCAACAGCGGGCAUCGAGUCAACUGGCCUAAUAGGAUCGUCAGGCUGGAUCAGUUCAUCAUGCUGGGUAGAGGCGUCCGGCUGAGUAGAGGCUUCAGGCCGAGUAGAGGAGGCUUCAGGCCGAGUAGAGGCUUC